AUGGACAACAUCGAGCCAUUAGAUGAGGCAAUUUACCUUAUAGAGAUAAAUGAAGUUGUUAAGCAGUACUUGGGCAAGGACAAAGCCAACAAGUCCCUCGGCUGCUGGUUGUCUGGAAGAGGUGCGCUGAAAAUCGAAAUUGAAACCGGAAUUCCAAUUCAAAUACCAGAAAACACUCCUGUAGACGACAUAAAGGAGAUGAAGAAAGAAGCUCUUCUCA
Messenger RNA from Trichomonas vaginalis G3, 220 nucleotides. RefSeq lists its product as uncharacterized. The annotation marks the transcript as partial. NCBI's taxonomy places the organism in Eukaryota, Parabasalia, Trichomonadida, Trichomonadidae. The transcript has a single exon. The record is from RefSeq and is a predicted model, not a curated record.